Molecule: messenger RNA, 906 nt
Organism: Vittaforma corneae ATCC 50505
Lineage: Eukaryota; Fungi; Microsporidia; Nosematidae
Exons: 1
Biological process (GO): regulation of DNA-templated transcription
Cellular component (GO): chromatin; nucleus
Molecular function (GO): protein binding; histone H3K36 methyltransferase activity
Source: RefSeq, a predicted model, not a curated record
UCAGCCACGUCUAUUAGAGAAACUGAUGGGUACUUGAAUUACAAAAUCACAGCGGCGACACACUCAAGUGAUUGGUGUGGCAAUGAAAAACCAAACAAAAAGAGCAAAUGCAAUGCCAGAUACAAGGACGGUACUAGAAGACUACCUGCAUUCAAGGGCAAAGGGAAUAAUAAAGAAAAUAGCAGGAGAGCCAUCGUUGCUAGUGGCUCUUCAUCUGAAGUACCAUCCAAUCCCAGCAUUGGUUCUAAGGUUGAUAAUCCAGAUGAGGCAUACAGCUUUCAGGAAGUUAUGCCUAGAGCUUUAGAAUCCUUUUCAACAAAAGGAUUCUUCUCACCCUCCAAGCAGAGUUUCAAGUCUAUUGAAACUGCCAAUGCAGUUGGGCCAUUCGUUGACAAAUCCCAAAAACCCAUCCAAUCCAAGACUGUACAGAAGUGCUCGCAUACAAAAGAGCGUCUUAUAAUGAACGGCUUUAAACACUACGAUGAUCUCGUAAUUAGACAGUCCAGCAUUCAUGGUCUUGGGAUUUUUACGCCCGUGUUCAUACCUGAAAAUACACUAAUAAUGGAGUAUAAGGGUGAAAUCAUUGGAAAAUGCAUGUCUGACAAACGAGAAAAGCUGUACAAAAUGAACAGUAUUGAUUCAGUUUAUAUGUUCAGCGUGUCGGAGGAUAUGAUCAUUGACGCAACAAUGACGGGCAACAAGGCCAGAUACAUAAACCAUUCAUGUAAUCCCAACUGUGAGGCAAUACACUCCGUUGUUGACAAAUCCAUCAAGUAUUGUAGUACUAGGGAUAUUUUGCCGGAUGAAGAGCUGACAAUAAAUUAUAAUAUGUCCCAAGACAUAUAUGGCGAGAAGUGUAAUUGCGGGGACUCCGAGUGUAAAUCCAACAAAAAAAACCAUAAAUAA